Molecule: messenger RNA, 978 nt
Organism: Neopsephotus bourkii (Bourke's parrot)
Lineage: Eukaryota; Metazoa; Chordata; Aves; Psittaciformes; Psittacidae
Gene: NUTF2
Product: nuclear transport factor 2
Exons: 5
Coding region: 165-548 (127 amino acids)
Biological process (GO): protein import into nucleus
Cellular component (GO): nuclear pore central transport channel
Source: RefSeq, a predicted model, not a curated record
GCGGGACUCAUUCUCCCGGCGUGCCUCUGGGCGGGGGCCGCCGGGGCGGGGUGGGCCGAGGUGGUGUGGGGAGCGCGGGCGAGAGAGGGUAAGGGGUUCGCGCCGCGCACGGUGCCGCCGCCGCCGCCGUAAUAGGAGCUGAGGGUCUUUGGUGAGGAUUCAGAAUGGGAGACAAGCCUAUCUGGGAGCAGAUCGGGUCCAGCUUUGUACAACAUUACUACCAGCUUUUUGAUGCAGAUAGGACUCAGUUAGGAGCAAUAUAUAUUGAUGCAUCAUGCCUUACGUGGGAAGGACAGCAAUUCCAGGGCAAAGCAGCUAUUGUUGAAAAACUCUCUAGCCUUCCUUUCCAAAAAAUACAACACAGCAUCACAGCACAAGACCAUCAACCUACACCUGACAGCUGUAUACUCAGUAUGGUAGUGGGACAGCUUAAGGCUGAUGAAGAUCCUAUCAUGGGAUUCCACCAGAUAUUUCUAUUAAAGAACAUCAAUGAUGCCUGGGUUUGUACCAACGACAUGUUCAGGCUAGCACUGCACAACUUCGGCUGAGCUGGCAACCCUGAAGCACCCCAGCUUUAUUUUUGUUUGUUCGGGGGUUUUUUUUUCUUUCUCUCACUGGUAUUAUUCACACUCACAGAACAUUCCAAAUAUCAUACACAAACCUGCAGCACUGCAGAGUGUGAGCAAAGCAAGAGCUGUGACCUGCCCUUCUGCUGAGUUUACAUUGUCAGAGAUGAAUUUCUUGUGCAUGAUGUUUGGAAGUUAGACUUAGCUGCAUUUGACAAGAGAAAUUUGUGUUGUACCAGCAUGCCUCAGAAAGAAGUAAUAAUGCAAAAGGUUGUUGCUAUGUACUGACAAGAUGCUCUAUAACCCAAAGACAUGAAAGAACAGCAGCCUGUACAGCCCAGAUACUGAUUUGUUCAGAUGUUCCAAUGCUACGUUACAUAAUAAAACCUUGAGAUUUUCUUAACAGUUUAAA